AACAAGCUACAGCUCGUUAAAGAAAGCAAGUUCUGAGAAAGAUUAUUCAUACGAUCAUGGAAUGUGGAUGGACACCCAUAGAAUCACCGAAGUCCCUGGGAAAACUGCCAGAAUUCAACAAUAAAGUUGCUUGCUACAAUCUCAAUGAAGCUCUUCCUUCAGGAGCGAAUGCCAAAGAGUUCCUUGUCUAUGCAUUCAUUACAUCUAUGGGAGAAGGAGACGAGUUCCAGCGAGGGUACUAUGAAAUCUCUUGCAAGGCUAAUGAUGGAAAAGAUCUUGUACAGUACAUGAAUGUCGCCACUGGACCAAGCGUCAGUGUUGUCAACUCCGUCAACCUGUGGUUCCCAAUCCCAAAUGAUGCACAGUUGAGAAUAAAGUUGUAUCAUUCUAAGUGCGACGAACAGAAGAAGACAAGCAUUGCAGGAACACUCGCAGGCCAGGAUUGGAGCGAUGUAUUCGUUGUUGGCUAUAGAUAAUAGUUGUACUUUUCUUGUGUGGAACACUAAGACUCUUGUUCUGUCAUUUAGUUUUUAUAGGAUGUAGAAACUUUUACUAGCUUUCGAAAACGAUCUGACGUAGAGUAACACCACAGAAUAUGUAAGUUUCCAUUAUUGAUUAAAAUAAUGUCAAACUAUUUUAAAA
Molecule: messenger RNA, 642 nt
Organism: Exaiptasia diaphana
Lineage: Eukaryota; Metazoa; Cnidaria; Anthozoa; Actiniaria; Aiptasiidae
Exons: 1
Coding region: 57-476 (139 amino acids)
Source: RefSeq, a predicted model, not a curated record